AUGUCUUCUUCACCCAAAGAGCCCAUUGCCAUUGUUGGCAGCGCCUGUCGAUUCCCUGGAGAUGCUACAUCUCCUUCCAAGCUAUGGGAACUGCUCAAGGAGCCCCGCGAGGUGGCCCGGCCUAUCGACCGUUUCGCGGCCUCGAGCUUCUACCACCAAGAUGGUCACUACCACGGCGCCAGCAACGUCCGCGACGCUUACCUCCUCUCCGAAGACCCCCGCUACUUCGAUGCCCAGUUCUUCAACAUCCCCCCUGGUGAGGCCGACUCCAUCGACCCUCAGCAGCGCACAGUCCUCGAGACUGUGUACGAAGCCGUUGAAUCCUCUGGCCUGGUGCUUGAGGACAUGCGCGGCUCAGACACGGCCGUCUACGUUGGUGUCAUGUGUGACGACUACGGCAACAUUUGCUACGUCGACCAGGAGGCGGUCCCAACGUACGCUGCCACCGGCACGGCCCGUAGCAUUCUGUCCAACCGUGUCUCCUUCACCUUCGACUGGCGGGGUCCGUCCAUGACCAUUGACACGGCCUGCUCGUCGUCCCUGGUCGCUAUCCACCAGGCCGUGCAGGUUCUGCGCAGCGGAAACUCCAACGUCGCCGUGGCCGCCGGUGCCAACUUGAUUUUCAGCCCGAACAUGUUCAUCGCUGAGUCGAACUUGAACAUGCUUUCCCCUACGGGCAAGUCCCAGAUGUGGGACGCCAACGCCAACGGUUACGCCCGUGGAGAGGGUAUCGCCGCUGUCAUCAUGAAGCGUCUGUCCGACGCCAUCCGCGACGGUGACCACAUUGAGUGCGUCAUCCGCGAGACGGGCUGCAACCAGGACGGUCACACGCCCGGUAUCACCAUGCCGAGCCAGGAGGCUCAGACCAAGCUGAUUCACGACACAUACCGUCGUGCCGGCUUGGACCUGAGCAAGCCCGAGGACCGUCCUCAGUACUUCGAGGCUCACGGCACUGGUACCAAGGCUGGUGACGGUGUCGAGUCCAAGGCCAUCUACCGCGCCUUCUUCCCUGAGGGCCAGACCACUGACGAGCGUCUGUGGGUUGGCUCCAUCAAAACCAUCAUCGGACACACCGAGGGUACCGCCGGUAUCGCCGGUGUCAUGAAGGCCUCCCUGGCCAUCCAGAACAAGACCAUCCCGCCAAACUUGCACCUCAAGACCCUCAACCCGGAGAUUGUCCCGUACUACGGCAAGCUGCAAAUCGCCAAGACUGCGCAGGACUGGCCCGCGCUGCCCGCCGGCGCCGUUCGUCGUGCCUCCAUCAACUCCUUCGGUUUCGGUGGCACCAACGCUCACGCCAUUAUUGAGGCGUACGAGCCUAAGGUCUCUCCCGUGCAGGCGCAGGCUGCGGCCAAGGCUGCUAUUGCCUUGCCCCUCACCUUUUCCGCCACCACGGAGACGUCUCUCACCAACCUCAUGGCCAAAUACGUCGAGUACCUGACGGAGAACCCCGAUGUCGACCUCACCAGUCUGGCCUUCACCCUGCACGACCGCCGUUCCACCUUUGCGUACCGCAGCCACAUUGCUGGCCAGUCAGUUGAGGAGAUCUUGCCCAAGCUACAGAAGGCGGUUGAGGAGCAGCAAUCUGGCAACUCGGCCAGCGUCGUCCGCGGUACUUCGGCCAAGAAGCACCUGCUCGGUGUCUUCACCGGCCAGGGCGCUCAGUGGGCGACCAUGGGUCGUGAGCUGAUUCGCGCCUCAAAGUUCGCCCAGGACAUCAUUGGCAAGCUCGAGCAGUCCCUCGCCGAGCUCCCUGCCUCUGACCGCCCGUCCUGGUCUAUCAUGGAGCAGCUGAUGGCGGACCCGGCUCAGUCUCGCAUUGCUGAGGGUGAAGUGUCCCAGCCACUGUGCACUGCCGUUCAGGUCGUCCUGGUCGAGGUGCUUAAGCGGGCUGGCAUCACUUUCGAUGUCGUCGUCGGCCACUCCAGUGGUGAAAUUGGUGCCGCGUACGCCGCCGGCUUCUUUAGCGCCACUGAUGCCAUCCGCAUUGCCUUCUACCGUGGUCGCUACGCCUUCAUGGCGAAGGGUCCUGAGGGCCAGAAGGGUGGUAUGUUGGCUGCUGGUACCACUCUUGAGGAUGCUCGCGAGCUGGUCGAGCUCCCCGCCUUUGAGGGUCGCGUCUCCGUCGCCGCAUACAACUCCGACGCCAGCGUCACCCUCUCCGGUGACCUUGACGCCAUUGACGAGGUCAAGGAGGUCCUGGACGACGAGCGCGUCUUCAACCGUAAGCUCAAGGUUGACACCGCGUACCACUCGCACCACAUGCUCCCCUGCUCCGCCAAAUACUAUGAGGCUCUGGACAACUGCAAGGUACAGAUCCUGAAGCCCUCUGGUGAGACCAAGUGGUACUCGUCUGUGUACGACGGCAAGCUCAUGGAGCCUUGCGAGGAGCUCAAGCACACGUACUGGGUCGACAACAUGGUCAACAUUGUCCUGUUUGCUACCUCCCUCAAGUCUGCUCUCCACAAUGCCGUGCCUCAACCCACUCAGGUCAUUGAAGUCGGUCCCCACCCCGCCCUCAAAGGUCCGGCCUCCAACGUUAUCGAGGAGGUGCUCAAGACCGCGCUGCCUUACACCGGCACCCUUGCUCGUGGCCAGAACGACCUCAAUGCCGUGGCCUCCACCCUCGGAUCCCUCUGGGCUCAGUUUGGCCGCAGCUCCGCCGACUGGAAGGGUUACUCGCAGGUCUUCUCCUCGAGCGUGCCUACCAUU
This is a messenger RNA of Aspergillus niger, 2712 nucleotides long. RefSeq lists its product as uncharacterized. The record is from RefSeq and is a predicted model, not a curated record. Gene Ontology annotation, biological process: fatty acid biosynthetic process; secondary metabolite biosynthetic process. Gene Ontology annotation, molecular function: 3-oxoacyl-[acyl-carrier-protein] synthase activity; fatty acid synthase activity. The annotation marks the transcript as partial. The transcript has 2 exons. NCBI's taxonomy places the organism in Eukaryota, Fungi, Ascomycota, Eurotiomycetes, Eurotiales, Aspergillaceae.